CAAAACAACUAAACAAGCAGACGUGAAGCAGAGGAAGUCUUAUUUGUUCAAUUCCGACGUCCGUUCAAUCAAAUCGAAAAAUGAAGACGGGGUUAAUGAUAUUACUACUUAUUCAUAUGGUUGCAAGUACAUUGGCUGCUGCUGUUGUUCCAGCAGCAGUCGAUGCUCAAGUCACCGCUGAUGUAGCAGACAAGACAGAUAAUGUCAUAAUAACGUUAACCGAAUCAGUCGAAUCCGCUGAAUCUAUCGAGUCACUCGGAAGCAACGAUCCGAAAUUAACCAGCGGUACUCCGGCGAUAGAAGGAAAUCAAGAAAAAGAGUCCGCUGAAUCAACAGAGUCACCUGUAGACAACGAUGUCCUGAAAACCUCCAGCACAUUCCAUCGUCGUUACCAUUAUCCAGCAAGAUAUCCUCAAUACUAUCGCCGACCAGUUGCUUUCGGCGGAUAUUACAACAGAUAUCCUCAGAGGCAGAGCGUCAAUCGCUAUUCAUAUUACAAUCGGCAGCCAGUCUAUUACACCCGACCAACUUAUUCGUCGCCGUCGCACUCUUAUUAUAAUUCUGGCUCGUCCAGUUCUGGUUAUUCCCCUUCGAAUGGCGACGACUGGGAUUAUGAUUCUUCAUCAUCAUCAUUAAUAUCAUAAAUAACAUCAUAAAAAAAUAAAUGGC
This is a messenger RNA of Daphnia pulicaria, 669 nucleotides long. RefSeq lists its product as uncharacterized. NCBI's taxonomy places the organism in Eukaryota, Metazoa, Arthropoda, Branchiopoda, Diplostraca, Daphniidae. The coding region runs from base 81 to 644 and encodes 187 amino acids. The record is from RefSeq and is a predicted model, not a curated record. The transcript is spliced from 2 exons.